AUGGAAUUAAAUGUGGUAACGAAUACGAUGGAUUUGCGCAAUCUCAAUGCGACUUUCACUGCGCUACUGCAGAAUGCCAGUGCCAGAUUAGCAUUCGGUCCAGGAUCGCCCAUCAUUGCUGAACAAAGAUAUGCGACUACACAAACCAUAAGUGGCACUGGUGCUCUACGACUGUGCGACCCCACCUGGGGUAACCACGUGCCAACUUUCACAGACGCUGGCUUAGAAUUGAGUACAUAUAGGUACUAUGAUCCAGAAACUCGCGGUCUGGAUCUAGCUGGGAUGCUGCAUAGUAUCGACGAGAUACCCGACAGGAGUGUCAUACUGUUGCAUGCGUGUGCGCAUAAUCCUACAGGAGUGGACCCUAGCCAUGAGGAAUGGGACGUGCUUUCUCAGGCAAUUAAAAAGAAAAACAUAUUUCCAGUGUUUGAUAUG
This is a messenger RNA of Sphaeroforma arctica JP610, 435 nucleotides long. RefSeq lists its product as hypothetical. NCBI's taxonomy places the organism in Eukaryota, Ichthyosporea, Ichthyophonida. Gene Ontology annotation, biological process: biosynthetic process; L-aspartate catabolic process. Gene Ontology annotation, cellular component: mitochondrion. The record is from RefSeq and is a predicted model, not a curated record. Gene Ontology annotation, molecular function: L-aspartate:2-oxoglutarate transaminase activity; pyridoxal phosphate binding. The annotation marks the transcript as partial. The transcript is spliced from 2 exons.